AUGAACCGGUCACGAUUGGAUCAUACCUACGAGGUCUACGGAGCAUCAGCGGAGGAUUUUCUGGAGCACAUCAUCGGCAGUGGGCCCAUCGAAAAUUCCACCAACAUCUUAGACCUGGACAAGGUCGUGGUCAACGUGUACCACUGGAAAGCUACACAUCCCGGACUGAUCCCGUUCUACACACCCUGCGUAAACAACAAUCCACUCGUGCUAGCGGUUCUAGCGAAGCUAGAUGUUGGCUUUAGUUGUGCUUCGCGAAAAGAAAUGAACGAUCUGCUGGACAUGGGCAUCACUGUUGAUCGUAUGUGGCUUGCUCAUCCCAGUAAAACACAAGACACGAUUCUGUACGCCAAACAGAACGGUAUUCUCCGGAUCGCUUGUGACAAUGUGCAAGAUGUGGCCAAUGUGCAUCGGUUGUAUUCCGCGGCUGAAAUUGUGCUUAGGAUCCGUGUAAGUUCCGAACAAAAGUUUGGUUGCUGCCCAACAUUCGACGUGCCGGAGAUAUUGAACCUUGCAUUGUCGUCGAAAGUCAACAUCGUUGGAGUGCAUAUUGCCAUCCCACAGGAACAACCUGAAGAAACGUUAGCAUGGCUUCGCCAAAGCCUUCAAAAAGCUGAGGAGGCAAUAGCAUAUGCUCAUCAGCUGGGAUUAGGCGAUUUGCAGCAAUUGGUGUUAUCGGGAAUAGAGAAGAUUCCGCAAAGUCGUCUUUGUAGCAUCCUAAAGACGAUCACAAUUCCAGUAUCGCUCUCAAUUAUCAUUGAAACUGGCCGAGAGUUUGUGCAGAACGCGGUAACCCUUGUUACAAACGUUCAAUCGAAACGGGUGAUCUAUCAUGGCGGACUAUCUAACAUCAUCCAGGAGAUAAUGUACUUUCUCAACGACGGCCGGUACGGCUCUUUUGAGUGGUGGGAAGCAAUCGAUAAGCCCCCGAGCAUUCGUCUUAUGAAUGAAACUCACCGGUCAUCCGUUGUUAGUUGGCCUACGUCACUGUGGGGGCCCACCUGUGACUCAGCGGAUGUCAUAUGCGAGCGGCUCGAGCUGCCCGCACUAGAGAUUGGCGAUUUUCUUAUAUUUUCUGAUAUGGGCGCAUUUGGUGUAACGGUUGCGUCACGUUUUAAUGGAUUCCCCAUUCCGAAGACAGUCGCUUGUGCGCGACUAGAAAGUACAAGAGCCAUGAUUGGCUGCAACACCGUAAACGUCGAACUGAACCAAACAAGUCAAAGUUGA
Messenger RNA from Anopheles coustani, 1227 nucleotides. RefSeq names its product ornithine decarboxylase 1-like. Gene Ontology annotation, molecular function: ornithine decarboxylase activity. The transcript has a single exon. NCBI's taxonomy places the organism in Eukaryota, Metazoa, Arthropoda, Insecta, Diptera, Culicidae. Gene Ontology annotation, cellular component: cytoplasm. The coding region runs from base 1 to 1227 and encodes 408 amino acids. The record is from RefSeq and is a predicted model, not a curated record.